Hyaloscypha bicolor E is the source of this 2775-nucleotide messenger RNA. RefSeq lists its product as uncharacterized. NCBI's taxonomy places the organism in Eukaryota, Fungi, Ascomycota, Leotiomycetes, Helotiales, Hyaloscyphaceae. The coding region runs from base 1 to 2775 and encodes 924 amino acids. Gene Ontology annotation, cellular component: membrane. Gene Ontology annotation, molecular function: ABC-type transporter activity; ATP binding; ATP hydrolysis activity. The record is from RefSeq and is a predicted model, not a curated record. Gene Ontology annotation, biological process: transmembrane transport. The transcript is spliced from 13 exons.
AUGGCUCCAGUUGCCCCAGAGCAGCUCUGGACCGCCGUCACGGCCAUUCGCUAUGCUUUUCCUGCCGUGAUCUUUCUCUACUUCAUUGCUGCUCUCGCCAUCACUGUUUGCACCUUGCAAACACAACGACUCAGAAUCAAGGAUGAGCACGUUCGCCGUGAUGUUAUCCUCGGACUGAUUUUUGGUGUCACUGUUGCCUAUAGCCAUUGCUUGCUUGGUAUAAUCUCGUCGAAAGGUGAUUUUGAUGGCUUUGUAGCCCUUGCUUUGACGGACAGCAAAUUUCCCGUUUGGUACCCGUACUACGGAACUUGGUUCUUCGGAUUUGUUGUCGAGUUGAUCUUGGCCGUGGUUCCGAACGUCUUCAGACCUCCGAAGUCCCCAUUCGACUAUGCUGCCAUUGUCAUACAAGGCUUGAGAAUCUGUAUCUUCACCAUCCUCCCAUCCUUGUACUUUGGUUUGCGCAACGACAGGAAGGAGUAUGACAACUGUGAUGCUGAACGUCAAACCCUCUUGGCAAAGAAGCUUGCCCCAAAAGCAUCGAGCUCGGAUAAUACCACAGCCAACGGAAACGGAAACGGAUAUGGGGCCACGACAGAUGCAAAUGCUCAAGAAUCAGACACAGCAGACAAUGCCAGUGAUGCGGGUUCCGAGGAUUCGUGGCUUGCAGAACAACGAAAAGCACAGGAAAUGAUCGAUAAGCGCUUGCAGCAGGAUGGGAAUUGGUUCACAUAUGCCAAAGGUUUCACUGUAUUUCUUCCGUACCUGUGGCCAUUCCACAACAAAGGUCUGCAGUUUCGGGCAGUGCUUGUUGGUUUCUGCUUAUUAGCUUCCAAUGCCUUGAAUGUUCUUGUUCCCAAUCAAAUGGGCGUCAUGAUCGAUAGUCUGACAAAGUAUGCCCAAGGAGAUUCGGAGAGCAACAUUUGGCUUCCGGUCGUUGUCUACACUGUGCUGCGUUUUGUAAGCGGCGGUGCAUGCAUUGGUUGGAUUCGCAGAUGGUUGUGGAUCCCAUUGGAACAAUAUUCGUACGACGCGCUCAGCACAGCUUCUCAUGCACACUUGAUGAGCCUUUCGUCGGAUUUCCACGACAACAAGACCAGUUCAGACCUCAGCCAGGCUGUGCAUGGCGGCAGAUCCGUUGCAGAUUUGCUCGAGACGGUCUGUUUCCAGGUUAUCCCCAUGUUCAUCGAUCUUGCGAUAGCAUUUGCCUACUUGUGGAGCUUAUUUGGUCCCUACAUGGGACUCAUGAUGGCCGCUACGGUAAUCUCAUACCUUUACAUUACGACUAAAUUGUACGCUCGGCGAGCCUCAAAGAGACGUGACUACAUAACUAUCUACCGAAAGGAGUGGACAAUCGGUCAGCAAUCGCUCGAUGGUUGGAGCACCGCAAGUCUUUUCAACAUGAUUCCGUACGAAAGACAUAGAUAUGCUUGUGCUGUCAAGGACCAUAUGAAAGCCAAACGAACUUACGAAAUGUCCUCACAAGCAAUUAGUGCCGCCCAAGGACUGGUCAUGACUCUCGGCUUGCUGGGAGCUCUGUGGCUUGGCGUUUACCAAGUUGCAUACGGCCGCAAGUCAGUCGGAAAGUUCACCACUUUGUUGGUGUACUGGGCUCAAUUGCAAAGUCCCCUGAUCUUCUUCAGUUCCAUGUACAGACAGAUAUCCUACAGCCUAAUGGAUGCCGAGCGUUUGCUUGAGCUCUUCCAGACAAAGCCAACAGUCACUGACAUGCCAAAUGCGAAGCCGCUCAAGUUAGGCCAAGGUCUUGUCAAAUUUGACCGAGUCUCUUUCGCAUAUGAUGAGCGCAAGCCAACUUUGAAGAAUGUCAGUUUCGUUGUUCCCCCCGGAAAGACUGUCGCUCUCGUUGGUGAGACAGGAGGUGGCAAAUCGACCAUCCUCAAACUGAUUGACCGAUUCUACGAUGUCAAGUCGGGAAGUAUCUCGAUUGAUUCUCAAGACAUUCGUGAUGUUUGCCUCGAGAGUCUUCGUGGGAAGAUUGGUGUUGUACCACAAGAUCCGAUGCUUUUCAACGACUCGAUCAUGAACAACAUUCGCUACGCUCGUAUCACUGCAAGCGACAAGGAAGUAUACGAGGCAUGCAAGGCAGCCGCUGUUCAUGAGAAGAUCAUGUCUUUCCCAGAUGGUUACAACUCGAAGGUUGGCGAUCGUGGCGUUAAGCUGUCCGGUGGUGAGAAGCAGCGUGUUGCCAUUGCCCGUGCUAUCUUGAAGCAACCUGAAAUCAUUCUUCUGGAUGAAGCUACCAGCGCUGUCGAUACCGAGACCGAGCAACUGAUUCAAGAAGGUUUCAAGACUUUGUGCAAUGGCCGGACCACCUUCAUUGUUGCUCAUCGACUUUCGACUAUCAUGAAAGCUGAUCACAUCUUGGUUGUCAUGAACGGAGAAAUCGUUGAAGGAGGGUCGCAUGAUGAGCUGGUUCACAAGAAGGGCAAAUAUCAUGACUUGUGGUCAAAACAAAUCUUGGUGAAGCCUGCUGUUGACCGUUCCAGAUCUCAAAGCCCGAAGAAGCGAGACACGCACAUUAUCAACGAUCUCACUCCCAACCGUCAAAAAGUUGAGUUGGCCAAGGCUUUGAAGAAUACUCCGCAUGAUGAAACCUGUCAGUCCAACCAGCAGAAGCCGAGUGAUACUCAGACAUCAGAUGAGGGACCAGAGGGACCGAACCAAGAUCCAUGCAAUAUUGAGCAAGGAACGAAGCCAGCCCCGGACACAAAGUCUGGACCUGGCCACCAACGUGAGGUAAGUGCAGAGCGAAGUUGA